Molecule: messenger RNA, 1150 nt
Organism: Fundulus heteroclitus (mummichog)
Lineage: Eukaryota; Metazoa; Chordata; Actinopteri; Cyprinodontiformes; Fundulidae
Gene: saxo4
Product: protein phosphatase 1, regulatory subunit 32
Exons: 12
Coding region: 284-1117 (277 amino acids)
Molecular function (GO): phosphatase binding
Source: RefSeq, a predicted model, not a curated record
CAGAAUCGUGUUUACCUACAAACCGGCUCAGGACAGAGAGGUGAACAAACAACUUAGCAUUGCAGUGUGCACGUGCCUGCAGGAUUUUUUUUCCAUCCAUCGCUGUUGUCACUGGAGGUUUCAAUUACAGCAGACACAGAUGGAUGGGCAGGCGAGGGUUGUCACGUAGCCUGUUGGAGCAACUGACAGGCGGGGAGGACUGAACGAAGCCACUCUCAGACCCUCCGGUAAAUCUCACAGCGUGGCCUUUGGAGGGAGUAAAAGUAGGCUAACUUUGGACAGGAUGACAUUCACAUCCCACCUCGGACGUACCAACCAGUCCGGCUUUACGUCAAACCAAAGACCCGUUAUAUUUUACGGGCCCAGUUUGGACCUCAUUGACAACCCUCAGUUUGGACUCUUAUUAUUUGACAAUUUCACGUCUGAAACUAAGCAGCAAUACCAGCCCCCCAACCACUCCAAAGGCUCUAGACAUUUGCCGAGCAUCCAUAACAAACCCAGUGUCAGUGGCUUCCACCAUGUGAGUUUCUCUGAAACAGAGCCUGUGGACAAAAAGUCAGAGUACCAAAGAUUGUUCGUUCCUCAUCGUCUCACUCACUCAGGUUCUAACUACAUGCAAAUGGGUCAAAAGGAGGAGACAGGAUUCACUCAAGGAGCAAACCUGCAGUUGAACACUUUUAAGGACAAAAACAGCUGCACAGUGGAACCUCGUCAGACCUUCAGCUCAGUGAUGAAGAACGACUUUCUGCCUCCGUCUUCUCUGCAGGUUUCUGAUAACAUACAAGGUGUACACAGCCAGGAGUCAGGAUAUACAAGAGGCGCCAUCGCUCCCUUAGCCAUCCCGAGCUCUCUCCUGCCAUCACUAGAAACUGGAAGCAACAUAUCAGUUGUGAAGACUAUUGGAAAAAAGGAGCUCACAGGGUUUAUACGAAAUACUCCAAAUGAAUUUUUACCUAAAGGACCCAAUUUUACCUCACACUUCACCACACACUAUCAGAGCAAGUUCUGUCAUGGCUAUCAGAAGGACAGGAACUCUGUUUCUGCCUCAGGAAUAAUCAGCAAAACCCAGACAGUGGACAGCAGCUACAACCAUCGAGACACAGACAUGUUCAAUUAAGAGGUUAGCUGUCCUCACCACGUCUUCUCAUCU